AUGGAGCACUUCUAUGAGGAUGACCAGAUGGAUAAUUUGCACGAGGUUGGACGUGACGUUGAGGAUGAAUAUAUCGUACGGCCAAAUGAGCAUGACGAUUGGGAAAACCUUGAUGAGGUUGGAGAGAAGAAUGGUGGUGGAGACGAUGCUAAUGAAGCCCAUGUCAAAUACACUUCAAACAAGAGCAUUAACACCAACAGACGCAGACAAGGCCCAUAUCUUUGGAUGAAUGUUUUUUCCUGGUGUUUUGGUUCGGGCGAAUCAUGUUCAUGUUCCACUUUGACCUCUGCGCCGGAGUUUAAUGACUGA
This is a messenger RNA of Ogataea philodendri, 309 nucleotides long. RefSeq lists its product as uncharacterized. The transcript has 2 exons. The coding region runs from base 1 to 309 and encodes 102 amino acids. The record is from RefSeq and is a predicted model, not a curated record. NCBI's taxonomy places the organism in Eukaryota, Fungi, Ascomycota, Pichiomycetes, Pichiales, Pichiaceae.